AGCUGUUUUUGGCUCGGCGUUGGCCGCAGUAGGAAAAUGGAUGACGUCGCCAGCGCGCAAAGUGAAAAUGAAAAUUUGCGUAAAAUUCGUAACCGUCUAAUGCAAUGGGAAUCCAAAACCGAUCCACUGGCAGCGCUAAGCGCACAGCAAGAGGAACACUUGGAUGUGCUCACAAAUUUGUGGCACGACGACGAAACUGUGGCAACGUUGUCGUCCACACCCACAAAAGCGUCCAAGCCAACGGAGUGCAGCUCUGAGGUGGACAUAAAGCUGCCAGAGGGAGGCCUGCAGAACACAAACGAUUUUCUGCUCUGGUUUGUGAACGUCAACACGGAGAUCGAGCGACGUGGCGACGCCAAUUACCACAAGUAUCUGCAACAGUUGGAGCAACGCAAGUCGGAAUGUGCUCAUAUGCUUGAACAAAUCUCUGUAGCCAUGGAGCGGCUGGGUGCGCUUAGCGCUGAGUACGAGUUUGUCUCGCAGAAGACCAGCGCUCUCAACACGGCCAGCGAGCAGUUAAUCGAUGAGCAGCAGAAGCUCCAGGAGCUAAGCAACGAAAUCCAACGAAGACUUCAUUUCUUCAGUCAGGUGGAGCUGCUAAAUCAGCGCCUGCAAAGCCCCACGUUGUCCGUGGCCAGUGAAGCUUUCCGCGAGUGUCUCAAUAAAAUCGACGAAUGCUUGAAUUAUCUAGCGGAUCAUCCCAACUUCAAGGACGCUGCUGCCUACAAUGUCAAGUACAAGCAGUGCCUGUCCAAGGCAACGGGCCUAGUGCGCAACUAUGUGGUUAAUGUCAUCAACCAGGCCACGGAGGCGACACUGCAUCCGCGCAACAGCAGUGGCGAUGCCGGUUCGCUGCAAGCACCCGAUGCCGCAUUUGCACUCUACUAUGGCAAAUAUCAGACAGCAGCGGCUAAAGUGAAGCGCGUUGCACAGCUUAUCGAAUCGCGCCUUGAUCACAGCAGCAGCAGCGAAUAUGUCCAGCUAAUGACAGAUCUGCAGCAGCAUUAUCUGGCACAGCGCGCCAGUGUCAUGUCACCUGCCGUCAAUCAGUCCAUACAGAAUGUGAAGAAUGCUCACAAGGGCGAUCACUGUUCGCUAACGCGCAGUGCAUGCGCCUUUCUUGUCCACGUUUGUCAGGACGAGCAACGUCUGUAUUAUCAGUUCUUCGGCACAGGCGCAGCGCAUCUGACUGUUUAUCUGGAGGGCUUGUGCACAAUUUUGUAUGAUACCUUGCGGCCGUUUAUUAUACACAUAAAUCACUUGGAAACGCUUGCAGAGAUCUGUUCCAUAUUGCGCAUCGAAAUGCUCGAAGAGCAUGUCCAACAAAAUCCCAGUGGACUGGAGGCGUUUGCGACCAUAGCUCAUCAGCUGCUGCAGGAUGUGCAGGAGCGGUUGGUAUUCCGUGCGCAUUUGUAUCUGCAAUCCGAUAUACAAAACUACAACCCUUCGACCGGCGAUUUGGCAUAUCCCGAGAAGCUGGAAAUGAUGGAGAGCAUUGCGCUGUCACUGCAAGAGCCUACUCAGCUGCGACGCUCGGAUUCUCGCGCGUCCAUGAUGUCCAGCGAAGCGGAAAGCGUGGACACCGCCUACAGAGUCAAACAGAUGAAUUCGCCCGCUGAUCUGCAUGGCAUGUGGUAUCCCACAGUGCGACGCACUUUGGUCUGUCUAUCUCGUCUGUACCGCUGCGUGGAUCGGCCCAUAUUCCAAGGUCUCUCCCAGGAGGCACUCAAAUUGUGUAUACAGAGCGUUUCCCAUGCAGCGACUAAGAUAGCCGCCGCGAAGACGCCCAUCGAUGGCGAACUUUUUGAAGUAAAGCAUUUGCUGAUAUUGCGCGAGCAAAUCGCACCGUUUCGUGUUGAUUUUACCAUAAAGGAAACCUCGUUGGACUUCAGCAAGGUGAAGACGGCAGCCUUUGGGCUGCUGCAGAAGCGCAAGCAACUGUUCUCCAUGGGCAGCAACAAUGCAUUGCUCGAAUUUCUGCUCGAGGGUACGCCACAAAUCAAGGAGCAUUUGCUGGACUCGCGCAAAGAAGUCGACCGUCAGCUGAAGACGGUGUGCGAGCAGUAUAUUAAAGAUGCAGUACACAUGCUGAUAGGUCCGCUCAUCACAUUCCUGGACAAGGCACAAGCACUGUUGGCCCACGACACCGCCAAAGCAACGAACACAACAGCGUCAGACGCGUCCUCCACGGGCAAAGUUAAUUAUGUGCUGCGGCAAAGCAGCUGGGCGAGUCCGCAGCAAAUCAGCAGCAUUAUCCAAGAGACACAGCGCCUAAUCAAGGCCAAACUGGCGGUGCUGCAGCGUGCGAUGCAACUCUACCUGAGCAAUCGUGAUACCGAGUUUAUAAUCUUUCGGCCCAUACGGAACAACAUCAUACAGGCAUUUGUUAAGCUGGAGCAACUGUUAACAACAAAUGGCUAUUCUGCGGAUGAUAUGAUCAUUACGAGCUGUCCCUCAGCAGAGCAGGUGUCCAUUUUGUUGUCCAGUGCCAGCAUAUUAGCCGCCGAAGGCGUAGCAAGCUUCGCAGCGGCAGCACGUAAAAUAAGCACAUCAUCAUCCGUAGAGGGUGCAACAGUUGGUAGAAAGCUAAGCAGCAUAUCCAACAAGGCGGAGCAAGCCCAUGUGGUUGUAGAAGAGCCCGAAGGCGAGCAGACGCCGGCAGCUAUAAGCACUCCAUUGCCAGUGGCAACAGACGCCAAGCAGAGCACAGUUUCCGGACAACCUCAAAAUGUGACUGUGGAGAAGCCAGAUAACGAGCAGCAGCCCACACAGAUAAGCUCAGCAUAGUAUACAGAAUAUGUUAUCCCUAUGUAUUCCCUAUUCCUAUGUAUGUAUUUAUAAACCUAAGCAAUUCAACAUGUAUAUUACAGUGUGUUCUAACCAAGUAGAGCUAAUAAUCGAGUCAGUUUCGACAAAUUGGGAAACAGACUCGAUUUGAAUUAUUUUUGCUAAGCAGCCUUAAGCGUGCUGAGAAUGUGACGAAGUCAACAUAAAUUAUCAACAUUAAAUAUAAAUUACAAACAAAA
This is a messenger RNA of Drosophila novamexicana, 3026 nucleotides long. RefSeq names its product conserved oligomeric Golgi complex subunit 3 (gene Cog3). Gene Ontology annotation, biological process: intra-Golgi vesicle-mediated transport; Golgi organization; intracellular protein transport. Gene Ontology annotation, cellular component: membrane; cis-Golgi network; COG complex. NCBI's taxonomy places the organism in Eukaryota, Metazoa, Arthropoda, Insecta, Diptera, Drosophilidae. The record is from RefSeq and is a predicted model, not a curated record. The transcript is spliced from 8 exons. Bases 37 to 2787 code for a protein of 916 amino acids.